AUGGUGGACCCGUUUCGAUCCCUUAUCGAUGAAAUAGGACUGCUCAACCAGGGAAAUCCCCAGGGUACGCAGCAUGCCGAGGAGAUACUAAGGCUCUAUUCGACGCUGUGGGAAUGCUUUAUCAUGAAAAGGGCUGAAGUCCAUGACCUGGAGAAGGAAAAUGAGAUGCUGCGUGCAUCAAACAUCCAGUUAUGUCAGGAGCUAGAAACCUUGGAACGUCGUCACAUCGACAAGGAGGCGUUGCUGGCCUGCUACGGUAGAAUACAUGAAAAGGUGCGCGAAGAAAUUGUGCGGGUGCUCAGCGAAUGGAACGGUUGCUCUCCGUAUGCAACUUUGGAGACGUCAGCCAAUGGUGUCGGUCACAUGGGCUAA
Penicillium longicatenatum is the source of this 372-nucleotide messenger RNA. RefSeq lists its product as uncharacterized. The record is from RefSeq and is a predicted model, not a curated record. The transcript has a single exon. Lineage: Eukaryota; Fungi; Ascomycota; Eurotiomycetes; Eurotiales; Aspergillaceae. The coding region runs from base 1 to 372 and encodes 123 amino acids.